CUCACAGCUUCUCUCCUGGGCUACAGAGCUCAGGACAGCCUGAGGAACCAUGUCCCCAUCCCAGUUUGUCCUCUUCUGCCUUGGGCUGUGCCUGGUGCAGGUGAUACAAGCUCAGAACGGCCUGCUCCCCAAGCCCUCCCUCCAGGCCAAGCCCAGCUCUCUUGUGCCCCUGGAGAAUCCAGUGACCAUCCGUUGCCAGGGACCCCCAGGCGUGGACUUGUACCGCCUGGAGGAACUGACAUCUGGGAUGUAUAAGAACCAGGCUGUCCUCCAUAUCUCGGCCAUGAAAGAAAGUUUCGCUGGAUGCUACCGUUGCUCCUACUGGAGUGGGACCCGCUGGUCUCCUCCCAGUGACCGGCUGGAGCUGGUGGCGACUGGAGCUUUUCCCAAGCCCUCACUCUCAGCCCAGCCCAGCCCGGUGGUGUCCCCAGGAGGGGACGUGACUCUACAGUGUCGGAGCGAUCUUAGUUUUGACCAAUUUGCUCUGUACAAGAAGGGGGACACGGGGCCCUACAAGGGACCUGAGAAGUGGUACCGGGCAGAUUUCCCCAUCAUCACCGUGACUGCUGCCCACAGUGGGACCUACCAAUGCUACGGCUUUUCCAGCACUUCUCCAUACUGUUGGUCAGCCCCCAGUGAUCCCCUGGAGCUUGUGGUGAGAGGGACCUCUGUGACGCCCAGCUGGUUACCCACAGAAGCACCUGCCCCUGUAACAGAGUCUUCUAGGAAUAUCACCAUCUUUCCAGAAGGGUCAAGCUCUCCAACUGGUCUCACCCACCAGUACUACACUAAAGGCAAUCUGGUCCGGAUAUGCCUUGGGGCUGUGAUUCUAAUACUUCUGGCAGGGCUCCUGGCAGAAGAUUGGUACAGCCGAAAGAAACCCCUGCUGCACCGGGUCAGAGCUGUCCACAGGCCACUCCCACCCCUCCCACAGACCCAGAAAGCACAGAGUUGUCAGGACGGGGGUCAACCAGAUGGUCAUAACCAUGGAUGCCACCGUUAGAACCCCAAGGCUUGGUUAUAUCUAAGAGAUAUGUCAUGGGCGUGAGGAGGGGACUUAAAGAGUGUGUGGCAUAUGACAGCAAAAGGAUAGAGGCUACAGCUGUGGAAAAGGAGGGCCAGGGUCUCUUUGGGAGUGCUCCUUCAAGGAGCUGUUGAGUCAAUGUCUACCGGGAGUGCCAA
This is a messenger RNA of Hipposideros armiger (great roundleaf bat), 1182 nucleotides long. It is a transcript of the gene GP6, whose product is annotated as glycoprotein VI platelet. Gene Ontology annotation, cellular component: plasma membrane. Bases 50 to 1003 code for a protein of 317 amino acids. The record is from RefSeq and is a predicted model, not a curated record. The transcript has 7 exons. Gene Ontology annotation, biological process: immune response-regulating signaling pathway. NCBI's taxonomy places the organism in Eukaryota, Metazoa, Chordata, Mammalia, Chiroptera, Hipposideridae.